Molecule: messenger RNA, 1479 nt
Organism: Sinocyclocheilus rhinocerous
Lineage: Eukaryota; Metazoa; Chordata; Actinopteri; Cypriniformes; Cyprinidae
Product: NADPH oxidase organizer 1-like
Exons: 8
Coding region: 35-1423 (462 amino acids)
Biological process (GO): superoxide anion generation
Cellular component (GO): cytoplasm
Molecular function (GO): superoxide-generating NADPH oxidase activator activity; protein binding; phosphatidylinositol binding
Source: RefSeq, a predicted model, not a curated record
ACACACUCAUCUACUGCAGCACAAGCUGGUCAGGAUGGGCGAGCAAAGACACCCCGUCAAAAUACAGCUUGUUGGAGUGAUGCAGAAAGAAGUAGUUAAAUUCUACAUGAUCACUGUACUCUGGUCAGAUCACAAUGAGAUUACUGUGUACAGAUCGCUUGAAGACUUCAAAACGCUCCACAGACACCUCAAGAAGAAAUUCCCUCCUUCAAACCCCUUUAGAAGAUCAGGAAGGAUUAUUCCCAAAUUUAAAGCUGCAAGAGUGCAGAAGAGCAUGCAGAAGUGGAGCCCCAGUAAGUCAGUGCUCAGACUGAAGGUUCUGGAAGAAUACUGCAGUGAACUGCUGAAGAGUGAUCCCCGUAUCUGCCAGAGCUCAGAGCUCCUCCAGUUCCUGCUUCCCAAACCCCAGGACCUCGAUUCGGACUUUGCAAAAAACAGUAUCGUGAUCAUGCCAUCAGAGACCUCUCUGGGCAGCAGUAAUGUCGGGAUGAACAAUGUUACUCAACCCUUUGUUGCUGAAACAUACCGAUGCAUAGCUACUUACGAGACCAAGGACACCAAGAAUCAACCCUUCAAGGUUGAGGUGGAUGAGAUAGUGGAUGUGCUCAUUAGGGACCGAAAAGGAUGGUGGCUGGUGGAAAAUGAAGCCAAAUGUCUCGCUUGGUUUCCUGCUCCGUAUCUACAGAGAGCUGAGAUGGGUGAUGAUGGUCCUGAUGUGAUGGAUGGCGGCAGUGUUUUCUAUGUUGCUGCCAAAAGUUACAAAGCCAUGAACAGUGAUGAACUCUCAGUCGAGAUCGGGUCUGUGGUAGAGGUGCUACAGAAGUCUGACAACGGCUGGUGGAUAGUGAGGUACAAUCGAAAGGCAGGAUUUGUACCAGCUAUGUACCUGCAACCGUACAGUAACCCACGGAUUCACCUGAUGCCCGCUAAGAGGGAGAUGACCAGCUCCACUCUUGACUUGGCACAGCUUCAACGUCCUGGAGAAGAUUUCCUGCAGGUCUCCGGCCGUGAGCUUAGCAGAUCCCAGGACAACCUGGGACCUUCAGGAAGCACCUUGGACCCUAAAGACAAGCAGAUGUCACGUUCAAUGAGUGGGUUGCGGUCAAUCCGAGUGGAGUUUGCCAAGAACGGUCCGCAAAGCAGUCUGAGCGACGACAGCGAAGCGUUCAGCGACCAAAGCAGCGAUUCGCUAAAUUGCUUGGAUUCGGAAGAGCAUUUACGCCAGAGUCGCACCCCUACGCCAGACUCUUCAGGCAGCCUGAGCCCUGAAAGUGCCGGAGAAUGCAAGAUGAUCGGCAGCAGAUCAGACCCCAGUCUCAACAAGAUGCCCUCCACCCCCAAGAUACCACCCAGACCCCAAGCUCAGGAGAUACUCAAACGCUGCACCACCGUCACACGCAAAAACCUGCAGAGAACCAAUUAGGCCAAUGUCUCACGCACUUUAUGUUACAUUACAUGUUUGAGGAGAAAAUCCAAGAG